This is a messenger RNA of Malaclemys terrapin pileata, 10598 nucleotides long. It is a transcript of the gene USP54, whose product is annotated as ubiquitin specific peptidase 54. The record is from RefSeq and is a predicted model, not a curated record. NCBI's taxonomy places the organism in Eukaryota, Metazoa, Chordata, Testudines, Emydidae. The transcript has 23 exons. Gene Ontology annotation, molecular function: cysteine-type deubiquitinase activity. Gene Ontology annotation, biological process: protein deubiquitination. Bases 2066 to 7279 code for a protein of 1737 amino acids.
AGGAGCCCUGCAUGGGCUGGGAAGCAUCAUCUCUGAGGGAGUGAGACGAUAGCCCUGCCUCACAAACGGGGUAGCCCAGCACUGCAGGCUAGGGACCGCGGGGAAGGCCGCACUGCGCUUGGGAAUUCCAGGGUUCCCAACGCCUGCAGCAAUUGACCAGCAGGCAGGCGUUGUUGAUGUUGUGAAGCUCCCACUCCCGGAGGCGUGUAACGCUGCGAAACCCUGGCUGCCUAUAAAGCCAGAGGAAGUUCCUGGCCCUAGUGUCUCUGAGGGAGCUGUCAGGGUGCGCGGGGUACGGCGAAGAGCCCAAGGAUGCUGGGCAGGGGGAGCCCCGCGCUGAAGGUAGAAACGGGACGAUGUCCCUGUUAGCGCGCAGCAGCCCGGUCCCCCAACCCCAUGGUUUCCACCUCUGCAGCCCCGCCCACUGCGCGCUCUGCUCGCCGCCAUGUUGUGGCUCUACGCAGUUGCUUUUCCUCUAAGUCCUCCCCUUUUCGUACCUUUUUUCUCGCGAGAGGCGGGUGCUCGAGCGCGCUCUCUCCCUCCCCUUUUCGGAGCAGGUUCUCGCGGAAGCGAUGGAGGUUUUGAGGUAAUUCUCGCGAGAGCUGGUUGCCUUGGCUCCCCGUAGCUAUAGCAGCGGGGUGGGGGACGAAGCGAGCGAGGAUGCUGCGCGCUCCGGUGGGACGCGUCUCUGGCGGGCUCUCAAUGUCAUUUGGAAGAUGGAUUCCGCCAUAUCUGGAUUAAAUUCCUUAUCCUGCAGAUGACUAGCAUCUUCUCUCAAUAAGAAAGUGGGAGAAUAUUCUGCUCUGACAAAGGCGUCCUGGACAGUAACUCCACCACAAGGAAAUGCAGCUAUGUUUCCAUGCCCUCUUGCCCAGGUUUAGCACUGCUGCAAAGCCCCAAAUCCAGAUUACAUAAUCCCCUCUUCCAAAGUGUAAACAUGAUUUUAUAAUACUAUAAAUAUGCAUAUAUAAAUAUACUUUGUAUUUUUUCAAGAUCUUUGUUAGAAACUGGCUAAUUUAACACUUCAAGGAGUAUGUGCUGAGAAUGAUGUGCUGUAGCCUAUUCAUAUAAAAUUGUGUGUAGCUUUAAAAAAUAUUAAAAUUAACUUCACCCUUACAGCAUAUUUCAUCCAUGUUUCCCCAAGACACAUGCCCACAGGUUCCUCUGCUUCUUGUUCUUUCUUAUUUCAUUUUGGGGAUGUGCUUUCGUAUUUUUUGUUUUGUUUCAAAAGGUUCUGCAUAUAGUGGGAGGUGAGGCAACAUUGGUCUUGGCAGAACACCACAAAACCAAGAAAGUAAUUACAUGACGCAAGUCUUUGAUUAUUUUUUUCUCUGUAAAACUUUCUGGCACGGCUGGGCAUUCCAGUUGCAAAAGAAGGAACAGGAGAAGAAACUUCUAAAGAUCUGCACGGAGAGUUAGAAGAACUUUUCUGUUAAAGUUUUACUACCUAAAAUAAAAGCACUUCCCAGCGCAGUUCUGGAAUCUCUCCUUUUUCAUCCCUCUCAGAACUGAAGAUAUCUUUUCACCACUUCCAUUAGAAGCAAGGCUUUAUUUUGGUUUUGGUGGGCCUGCUUUUUUACUAGUUGGGUUGCUCUGUGUUCUGUGGGAGGAUUAUAAAAGUAUUAACAGAAGUCUUACAUUUUACUUUUCCUGGACCCUGCUGGACUUAAGCAAUUAUACUGUCUUCAAGAGAGUUCUAUUGAAGUGACAGUCAGUUCAGAAGAAGGAUGUAACAGCAAAGCAGUUGCACUUGAAAGACCAUGGAUUCCUUCAUUUUGCUUGCUUCUGUUCUAUUGCCUGUAAAGCAUCAUCAUUCCUACAUCAUCAGCAGAUGAAUGAUAGCAUCCUGCGCUGGAUUUAAAAUAAAUAAAUAAAUAUAUAUAUAGCUAACUCAUGAGUUCCAUGUGUCCACAUCGAAGGAGAAAUUUUGUUUAAACUGUAUUUUAAGAGGAUUGGAUUGUACUCCUUAAUUUUCACUUUGGGUAAAGGAUCUUGUCCAGUGAAAGACUUUCAGUCAAACAGAGAUCCAAAAGCCUUCUUCAUAUUAUAGAGCUAAAUGUGAAAGAUGUCUUUGAAAAGGACAUAUUUUUCUGUGGGACGGGGUGGCGUGCAGGGGAUGUUUACUCCACGUAAUACAACUUCCAUAGCACCCAGUAAGGGCCUCAGCAAUGAACCAGGACAGAAUAGCUGCUUCUUGAAUAGUGCUUUGCAGGUUCUUUGGCACCUGGAUAUUUUCCGUCGCAGCUUCCGACAGAUCACGACGCACAAGUGCAUGGGAGAUUCUUGCAUCUUUUGUGCUCUUAAGGGUAUCUUCAAUCAGUUCCAAUGUAGCAGUGAGAAAGUACUGCCGUCUGAUGCCCUACGCAGUGCUCUUGCAAAGACUUUUCAGGAUGAGCAGCGCUUUCAGCUGGGCAUCAUGGAUGAUGCUGCUGAAUGUUUUGAGAAUCUCUUGAUGCGGAUUCAUUUCCACAUUGCGGAUGAGUCAAAAGAGGACAUCUGCACUGCUCAGCACUGCAUUUCUCACCAGAAGUUUGCAAUGACCUUGUUUGAACAGUGUGUCUGUACUAGCUGUGGUGCCACUUCUGACCCUCUGCCUUUUAUCCAGAUGGUACAUUACAUCUCCACCACUUCACUCUGCAAUCAAGCUAUUUGCAUGCUGGAGAGACGAGAGAAACCCACUCCGGAUAUGUUUGGAGAGUUACUACAGAAUGCCAGCACCAUGGGAGACCUGCGAAACUGUCCAAGUAACUGUGGGGAAAAGAUCCGUAUACGUCGUGUGCUCAUGAACUCUCCCCAGAUCAUCACCAUUGGGUUGGUGUGGGAUUCAGACCACUCUGAUCUAGCUGAGGAUGUCAUUCACAGCCUGGGCACCUGCCUCAAACUUGGAGAUCUCUUUUUCAGAGUAACUGAUGACAGAGCAAAACAGUCAGAGCUGUAUUUGGUAGGAAUGAUCUGUUACUACGGAAAACAUUACUCUACCUUCUUCUUCCAAACGAAGAUCCGCAAGUGGAUGUACUUUGAUGAUGCCCAUGUCAAAGAGAUUGGUCCAAAGUGGAAAGAUGUUGUGACCAAGUGCAUCAAGGGUCAUUAUCAGCCUUUGCUGCUGCUUUAUGCAGAUCCAAGAGGAACUCCAGUGUCAAUGCAAGACUUGCCCUCUCAGGUGGAUUUACAGCAGUAUAGCAGGACUUGCUAUGAUAGCGAGGACUCAGGGAGGGAGCCUUCCAUCUCGAGUGACACCAGGACAGACUCCUCUACAGACAGCUAUCCCUAUAAACACUCACACCAUGAGUCUGUGGUCAGUCACUUCUCUUCUGACUCGCAGGGGACAGUCAUCUAUAAUGUGGAGAAUGACACAGCUUCGCAAAGCAGCAGGGACACAGGACACUUGACUGACAGUGAAUGUAAUCAGAGGCAUAUUUCCCAAAAGAGCUCACUGACUGACCGCAAGAGGAGUUCUAGCCGGUCUCGGCGAAAAGGGGAUGAGAUACAGUCAUCAGGAUACCAUAGUGAAGGGGAAACACUGAAGGAGAAACAAGCCCCCAGAACUGCCCCUAAGCCAUCCAGCAGCACCAGCAGACUUAGAGAGUUUAAAGAGACAGUCAGCAAUAUAAUCCACAACCGACCAGCCCAGACCAACCAAGGCCCUCCUUGUGGAGGGAAUGUAGUGGGUCAGUCAAAGAUACGGCGCCCCAGGAACUUGCCUGUGCAUUCUCGCGACUGGGAAAUGGAGAGUACCAGCAGUGAAUCCAAAUCCAGUUCAUCUAGCAAGUACCGUCCGACCUGGAGACCCAAAAGGGAGUCUCUGAACAUAGACAGCAUCUUCAGUAAAGACAAGAGGAACCAUUGUGGCUACACGCAGCUCAGCCCCUUCUCUGAAGAUGCAGCCAAGGAAUUUGCAGAGGAUGAGUUGAAGGAACCAGCAACUCAAGGAACAAGGCCAAACCAACUAAACAUCAGGUAUAAGCCCUGGGGUCGAGGUCGGGGCACCCAGCACCUGAUGGAUCAGCCUCCUCGUCUGAUCCAAAGGAUGGAAUCUGGCUAUGAGAGCAGUGAACGCAACAGCAACAGCCCAGUCAGUCUGGACAUGCCCUUGUCUGAGAGCUCAAGCACACACAGGGAUUCUCGUAUGAAGCGAGCAGGUGGGUUGGUUCCUGCCUGGCGUAACAUCCCAAAGUCGCACAGCAGCAGCAUCUUAGAAGUGGAAUCUGCUUCAUCGACUAGUGGUUGGACAAGCAGCCAGCACUCUGUUGGGAAUGGUGGAGAAAUGCCUGUCCCAUCAAAGAGCGAACUGGAUGAGUUACAGGAGGAAGUGGCAAGGAGGGCGCAGGAACAGGAGCUACUCAGGAAACGGGAAAAGGAACUGGAGGCAGCAAUGGGCUUUAACCCCUGUCCCAGCAGGUUCAUGGACCUAGAUGAGCUGCAGAACCAGGGGAGGAGUGAUGGCUUUGAGAGGUCCAUGCAGGAAGCAGACUCAAUCUUUGAAGAGUCGCUGCAUCAGGAACAGAAGGGAGAUUGUGCUGCAGCUUUUGCUCUCUGUAACGAAGCUAUAUCUAAACUAAGACUUGCCAUGCAUGAUGCCAGCUCUAGCACUCACAGCAGAGCCCUAGUCGAUAAGAAGCUACAAAUCAGUAUCCGAAAAGCACGGAGCCUCCAGGAUCGCAUGCAGCAACAGCCAUCGCAGCAGCCGCCGCCGCCAACCUGCCACCCACCACAGGGGGGCACCAUGACCCAGUCUACAAGUGAACAGACUGGCCCGCUCCAAGUACUGCUGAGCCGGGAGGUAUCACUGGAACCCAACAGAGAAGUGGAAUUCGGGUCCAGUUCUUUCUUCCACCCACCCGCUUCCUGCCAUGAAGUGCACUCAUCAUUAUAUCCAGAGUCUUCCUCCCUAGCCGUUCCUGCAAGCAGUCCUCCAAAUAGGACCUUUCCUAACUUCCGGGCUACUUCUACUGAUUUCGAUGGCCAAGCUCCCUCUUUUCCAUAUGGGCGUGGGUUGGCUGAGAGACCCGCAAAGACUGAGAACGAUGCCCACCAUGUUAUGGAGCUUGAUGGGGCCCCCGCCAAAGGGCUGAAAGACCAUAGGGACUGCAGCAGCAAAUUAGAAGAAGUCCAUGACGUUACAGCUGUUCUCACACCUCAGCACAAAAUUAAAUUUAAUACAGUCAACUCUGGGUCUUUGCCUGCACUAGUCCCCUGUCCCCAUCCAGCGCAAGCAUCAUCUCCCAAUAAAAGCGGUCUGCAUAGUCCUUGCUUCAGUCUGUCAAACUCUCCAGUGCCCACUAGCAUUGAUCAGGUAGGGGGCUAUCAUUCCAUGAUCUCUGCUGCUUCAUUCCUGUCACUUCAGUGCCCCCUGGCUCCCUUACAAACAGCAAACAGGUACCCUAGAACAAACAGCCGUGAAACUUUACUGCUCCCACAGGAUGACUUCAGCAACGUGGAGACUUGCAAAUCUAAGACCCAUAGCUCAAAGGGGCAUGUUCGUUCCCUGGCAGAGCAGUUUCAGAGACUGCAUGGAGUCUCCAAGAAAGAAGGUGCACAUGAGAAAGGGUGGACUGCUGCAGUCUGUCAGGAUGAGAAGUCUCCAAGGCUGAUACAGGAGUCCUUCACGAAUUCUUCAACCUCAGGCUACAGGCAAUUAAUUCCUCAAAAUCAAGAAAACAGAACUCAGUCUUCCGAAAAGUUGCAUUCAUCCUUAGAUGUUAGGGAUGGGUUUGCUUCCAUGGAGGGUUUUAGCACUCAACUCAUUACCUCUAAGAGUCCUGGAUCGCACAGUGAAGACCAGUGUAGAAGAGGUGAACAGAAUGUAGCUGGCCCUGCACUCUCCCAGGAAAGGCACACUCAUGAGAGAGGUGUGAGACAGGUGGAUGAUGGACCUGCCACUGGUAUGGGUGCUUCUAUGCCUGUGGACCGCUGGGUGGACAAUGUCACCAGGUAUUACAGUUCUCAACUGGACUGUAAAAAUACAGAAUGGCUUCCUGUGCCAGGGAGGAAUCCACCCCUUUCUGAUCACAGAACGGUCAGAGAUGACCUGAAUGGGACCCCAGUGCAGUUUCACCCACAGUGGAAUCAAGACACAGAGCAGGAGAUCUCUGAGUUGGAGUCCCUCUAUCAGGCUAGCCUAGCUGGUAGGCCUGUGUUAGGAAGACUGGACAAUUCCAGGCACCCAUUGAGCAAGCCAGUGUCUGAAAACAUAACUGUGAGGAAGCUCCACACUGUAGCCGGCAUGGGUCUCUCGAAAAUGCCAACAGCAGAGAUUGAGCACAAUCUCUAUGGAGCCAUUGUCUCUCCUGUCUCCAAGGUUGCAUAUGCCAGAAGCCAUAGCAGGGAGCCAGAAGAGGAGAUGUACAGUGCAGAGAAUUUCCGUCGCAUUGCUCGCAGUCUCAGUGGGACAGUCAUCACAAACAGGGAAGAGACUCUGGUCUCCUCUCAUAGUUUUGAAGCAUCAAAUGUGAGGAAAAUGCCAAAGGAAACCAUGCACCGUUCUUCCAGCUCCACUUCCCUCCCUUUUCCCCACGAUCCUUCUGUGUUACCCUUUGAUCCCCACCACUACCCAACCCAGAGGCAGAACCUGUCCCAUGAUGUACUGAUGCCUAGCAUGGUGGGCAAAGCACGUAGAUCAUCAGGAGAUCAGAAGAACGUCCAGAAACUUCUGGUUGUGCCUGACCGGGGUGAAACUUUCCGAGGUGAAGACCACCCAGGUAUGGCACUGAGCUACAGGAAUCUCCCUUGCGCACAGAAAUGCUCUUCUUCCCAAGGUCAGGGGCCUCUUGUUGACCAGCAUAUGAGAGGUGGAACAUCAAGGAUCUCUGGCCAAUGGCUGCAGAUGAACCACACUGCCAGACAAACAGCAACACUGCCAGACAAACGAACAUUGCAGUUGGGAUACACUGCCCAGCCAGACAAGGGGUUAGAGGAAAGCUUCCUUCAGCAGUCCUCCCGACACCAAAUGCAUGAGUCCUAUGCCAUCAAUUGCAGGCCACGUCCUAGCACAGACUACAGUACCUUCAGAGUACUACAGGGGCUUUCUUGGGACCCUGGUGCCUCUCACGGUUGCCCGGUGCCUCCCCCGUGUACUAAGGCCCCUGGACCAAGGAGAGUAGAUAUGCCCCCAGAAGAAGACUGGCGUCAGAACAGCUUUACCCCUCAGCCUGGUGGACGGAGAACAUUGCCAGUGCACGUGGUGGAUGGGACUUUUUCUUCUGCUUCUGAGGUGCACCAAAGGAUGAUGGCCCGAGCAGCAGUAGCUGCUGCUGCCACCCUGCAGAAUAGUGGCUGGUGAGGUCUUGUUCCACUCAAUGUGUUCCCAGCAUUGAUCAAACCCCCUUGUGAGCAAACUGUCUGAACUGUAGCUGUUGCUGAGGUGCAGUUAAUAACAAGGCAGCUAACUCUUCAGUCAGUAGCUCUGCUAGUCUUGUCUUAAAAUGUAGCUAUAUGGUAUGUGGAAACUAAUUGCACUGUAUUUCUUUUCCUGUAUUGCUGAAUUGCUGUGUGUGGGGGGAGCUCUUGGCUAUUCCGAUCCCAGCUCCUCUCGGCAGUAAGCGCUAUAGUCAAUAAUAGGUAUAAGGGGCACUGGCUGUGGAUAAGCUCACAGGUGCACGUUUAUUUUCAAGAAAGAUGUACCAUUAACAAAAAGGACCACUUUUUAAAGGACUCAAGCAUGAAACGUAGUUCUGCUAAAUUCAUUGCAUACAAAGUCAAUAUGCUAUUUUCCAUUUGUUUUCUUCUCCACCUCCCUCUUGUGUUCUCUACUGGGGGAAAAACUGAUCCACCUUCCAGGUUCCAGCAAAUCUGGACAUGGCAGGACUGGUGGUAAGUGAGGCAAACCCAACAUUCAGUGUGCUGAGACUUCAAGUACAGGCCACAGCUGUAGUUGCUACUGUGAAGGGGGAGGGAGACAUUGCCCCAGAGUAAACCAGAACUUUUCCCCACUUCCUUCAAGCAAACUAACAAUGCUUCAAACAGGAACGACUGUUAAUGCUGCACGCUUAAUUACACCAAUGUAAACACAGAAUAAGUUUAGCUAUUUUAGGGUCAAACAUACUUGCUUUUGUAAGUAUUUUUCAAAUAAAUCUAUGAAAUAGUUCUAUUUAACUGCCUGUGUAUGAAUCAUCUUCAUUUUUUAUUUGGUUUUACUCAGCAACUGAUCUGAAAGCUCUGGUUUGUGUUUUUUUAAUACUCUAACUGGAAUAAUAAAAGCUACAUAUAAAGUUGUUUGCAGUGUUGUUGUAGCUGUGUUGAUCUCAAAAUAUGAGACACACAAGAUGAGUGAGGUAGUAUCUUUUUCCAGACCUGAAGAAGAGCUCUGUGUAGCUCAAAAGCCUGUUUCUUCCACCAAUAAAAGAGAUUACCUCACUCACCUUGUCUCUCUCAGACAUAAAGGUAGUUAAUUAAUAAUGGUAAUUUAUUAACAAAUCAUUUAUAAAGAAGCACUUGUAAUUAGAGCAGAGGACUGAGUCAGGAAUGCAGUAUUCUGUUCCUGACCCUUCCAAUUCCACUUGUUUGCUUUGUGGACUAGUUGCUUCGCCCCUCUGCACUUCACUUUCCCCUGUAAAAUUGGGGUACCCUUCCUCUCUGGAAAAGUAUUUUGAGAUGUCUGGGUGAGAAAAAUGUUGGAUAUGUGCACAUUAGUAUUGUACAUAGUCAAGCUCUUUUUAGUCUCCUACAAAAGGGUCAUCUAGAAAUGGUCGGUCUGUGUCACUGGCUCAACUGAGCCAGAUGGUGUCUCAUAGAGCGAGCUCACCUAGUUGUCAAUAGUCCAACCAAUGUCUAAUUCAGGAUGGCCUGCCCAGGCCUUACAUUCACACAAAGGAAAUCAAAAAGCUGGCACAGUGAGGUCAGCAACAGGCCCUGGCCAGGCCUGAAUUUUUGUGUUAGAGUAGAGCAGGGGUUCUCAAACUGGGGGUCGGGAGCCCUCAGGGGGUCACGAGGUUAUUACAUGGGGGGGUCACGAGCUGUCAGUCUCCACCCCAAACCCUGCUUUGCCUCCAGCAUUUAUUAUAAUGUUAAAUAUAUAAAAAAUGUUUAUAAUUGAUAAGGGGGGGUCGCACUCAGAGGUUUGCUAUGUGAAAGGGGUCACCAGUAUGAAAGUUUGAGAACCACUCGGGUAGAGGGAAGAGCCUUCCUCCUUCUCUGGCUACACCCAGCAACUGCCAUUUCAUAGAGGCAGCAGCCCUUUUUUUUAAUUUGCCCUGCUGGGCCCAUAUUGGCUUUUUCCUGCUCUUAGCCCUUCUAACCAUUGAAGGACCAAGUAUUGUUGAUUCCAUAAGUGGUUGACCCAGGGAGGCCUUUCUGGGUAACCCGGGAUGCCCAGAAAUUACUGCCUUUCUCUUUCUAUAGGGACACUUCCUAUGGCAGAGUGCACCAAGGCAGCAGGGUCUCCAGCAGGAGGCAGCAAAUGCCUGGUGCAUCCUGUCACAUACCUUCCCUGGCAGAAUGGGCCUAGGGGUUUCGUCUUCACAUCACAAAUUCUAGUAUCUCCUCCUGCCCAGGAAAAGAAAUCUGCAUUCUCAUGCUGUAGUACUGGGGAAGCACAGAGAUCCAGCGCUGAGUAUCACCUUGUGUCCUUCAUUGCCUGCAUCCACUGUAAUAAGGGAGUAUGAUCCAUUAUUACAUAAAACAGGACUCCUGCUGUCAUCACAGCCCACCUUAUAGCCCAGCAUUCUUUCUCUAUGGGGGAGACUUUUGUCUCUCGCUUUUGGAAUUUUCUGCUCAAAUAAAGAAUUGGGUGCUCCAUUCCUUGGAUGUUUUGUGAUAAUACAGCUCCUAGGCCCACGCAAUGCAUUGGUUUGCAGAAUAAAUGGUAACGAGAAAUUUCUGGGCCACCGCAAAAUGUCCCUGAUCUUUAGAAAGAUUUCCUCACACUGCUUUAUCCGCUGCUUCAGUGCUGUGUCUUUGUGAGGUCUGUCAAAGGUGAAGAGUGGGGUAUCAAAUGGCAGUAAUAGCUCACUAAGCCUAGGAACACUCACUCGAUGAAGUGGGUUUUAGCCCACGAAAGCUUAUGCUCAAAUAAAUUUGUUAGUCUCUAAGGUGCCACAGGUACUCCUGUUCUUUUUGCUGAUACAGACUAACAAGGCUACCACUCUGAAUCCUGUCACACUUGUUUCUUCAUCUUGGAGGUAAGGAUUUUCUUCAGGAUCUCUGUUUUGUCCUGAAGAGGCUGGAUUUGGCCAUUUCCCAUGAGAUAUCCAGAAUAUCUAGUUUCUUGCAUGCCAAAUUAUUGAGGGGUUGGAGAUAUUGUAACAAAGGCAAAUGUGUGUUACAAUAGGUGUGAAUUAAGAGUGGGACUUUAAAGCCAAUUUUUUUUCCCCCCCUGAACAACCAUUGGAAAGCCUAGACUGCACUUUAGUGCCCUCUACUGCUUCAUUUUAAUUGUGUCUAGAAUGUUACUUGUUUGUUUAGCUUAGUCUAGUAUCUUCAUUAUUCUUGUUUAAUGUCUUAAUUUUCAUUCCCAUCUCUCUCUUCUCAGGAUUAUACUAAACACAAAGGUCAAAUUUAUCAAUAUUUCUGCUGUCUGAGAGUUUGGGAGUCAUCUAUUUUUUUCUUUUGUAUCUAAAUAUUGCCAUUGUAAUGCCUCUCUGAUAAAAAUAACUACAUUUGGA